CAUCCCACAAUCCUUUUGUCUAAACCGGAAGACAAUGGCACCACGUGUGGACUGCGAAAAAGAAACUAUUUCCGGAGUGACUUCGAUUCACCAAAAUGAAUCCACUGACCAAAGUGAAGCUGAUCAAUGAACUGAAUGAAAGAGAAGCUCAGCUGGGCAUCAAAGAGACUGUGUCCUGGCAUUCAGUCUAUAAAAACAGCGCCUGGGUCUUCAUCGGUGGAUUUCCAUAUGAGCUGACAGAAGGAGACAUCAUCUGUGUUUUCUCUCAGUAUGGAGAGAUUGCCAACAUCAACUUGGUUCGAGAUAAAAAGACUGGCAAAUCCAAAGGAUUCUGUUUCCUGUGCUAUGAAGAUCAGAGGAGCACUAUUCUGGCUGUCGAUAACUUUAACGGAAUCAAGAUUAAGGGCCGGACCAUACGUGUGGACCACGUAGCGAAUUAUCGACCACCGAAGGACACUGAUGACAUUGAUGACAUCACUAAACAAUUACGCGAGGAGGGAUGUGCUCCUAAACCAGUUUCAUCCUCUGAGGAAGAGUCUGCGGAAGAGUACGCUGUACCUGUGAAGAAGCCUAAAAAAGAUAAAAAGGAGAAGAAGAAAAAGAAGAAGGAGAAGAAAGAGAAGAAAAAGGCUCUGAAGGAGGAGAAACGUGAGGGGCGCUCUGAAAGCUCUGCAUCUUCUCCUAUCAGAGUAAAGAAGGAGAAGGAGGAUGUGGCGUAUGAGAAAUACAGCGUGAAAGGACCUGCGGCUAAUAGAAGAGACAGAGCAGAUGAGCAGGAGCAGUUAAAAGAGAAGGAAAGAGAGAGAGAAGAGGGCAAGAAGACAGACAGAAGACAUGCAGAAACACAGCAGAGAGAAAGAGACAGAGAAGGAGAGAGAGAGGGGGACAAAGAACGAGAGAGAGACAGAGGAAGACAGAGAGACGGGGAAAGACAACGAGAGAGAGAUGGAGGAAGACAGAGAGAUGGGGAAAGAGACCGAGAACGAGAGAGGGACGGAGGAAGACAGAGAGAUGGGGAAAGACAACGAGAGAGAGAUGGAGGAAGACAGAGAGAUGGGGAAAGAGACAGAGAACGAGAGAGAGACGGAGGAAGACAGAGAGAUGGGGAUAGAGACCGAGAACAAGAGAGAGACGGAGGAAGACAGAGAGAUGUGGAAAGAGACCGAGAACGAGAGAGAGACGGAGGAAGACAGAGAGAUGGGGAUAGAGACCAAGAACAAGAGAGAGACGGAGGAAGACAGAGAGAUGUGGAGAAAGUCAAAGAACGAGAGAGAGAUGGAGGAAGACAGAGAGAUGGGGAGAGAGACAGAGAACGAGAGAGAGACGGAGGAAGACAGAGAGAUGAGGAGAGAGUCCGACAACGAGAGAGAGACAGGGACAGAGAGAGAGACAGAGGUAAUGGCAAACACAGAGAUCACAGUCGUGAAAGAGAACACAGGCGAAACUGAUCAAACUCAGUAGUUUACAUUUUCUUUUGAUGUAAAAAAUAUUCAUGUUUUUAUUGUAUUGUACUACAAAAAUGUAAAUAAAUGUUUCACACUUUUUUUAAGUCUUUCUGGAAUAAUUGACUAAUGGCCACUCAAUGUUAAAUUACACACAUUUUAUUUGACUAAUAAAUAGAUUUCAUUUUAAGUUAGCACAAAUACUGUAACAAGAAUAAAAUAGAAUAAAUGUCCUGAUGAACUCCAAA
Danio rerio (zebrafish) is the source of this 1690-nucleotide messenger RNA. The record is from RefSeq and is a predicted model, not a curated record. Lineage: Eukaryota; Metazoa; Chordata; Actinopteri; Cypriniformes; Danionidae.